Messenger RNA from Haliotis rubra (blacklip abalone), 2816 nucleotides. Its product is annotated as DNA excision repair protein ERCC-8-like. Gene Ontology annotation, biological process: protein polyubiquitination; transcription-coupled nucleotide-excision repair; proteasome-mediated ubiquitin-dependent protein catabolic process. The transcript has 5 exons. The record is from RefSeq and is a predicted model, not a curated record. The coding region runs from base 106 to 1314 and encodes 402 amino acids. Gene Ontology annotation, molecular function: protein binding. Gene Ontology annotation, cellular component: nucleotide-excision repair complex; Cul4A-RING E3 ubiquitin ligase complex. Lineage: Eukaryota; Metazoa; Mollusca; Gastropoda; Lepetellida; Haliotidae.
UAUUGAGAUUUACUAAGCAUAUUGCAAUGUUUGCAUUCCCUAUGUUAUUAUGAAUCACAGUGAGAGUCCGAUGUCUCCCGAUUGUGUUUAGUACUGGCUCUCAAAAUGCUGAGACUAUUUACGGACAGAGAAUACGGCAUUAACAACCCUCUGAUAUUAUCCAGAGCUGAAACAACUAGAAGAAUAUUUAGUUUGGAACUUAGUAAACACAGAGAUGUCGACAGAGUCCAAAGUGGUGGCAUUAACAGCAUGGACAUUGACUUAAUUGAAUCAAGAUACUUGUUAUCAGGAAGCUCCACUGGAGGAAUAUCUGUUCAUGAUCUGGAGAAUUUCAGUGGGAAUGUGAAGCACUCCUAUAAGUAUGUUUGUGGAGUGGACAGGUCCAAUAGAUACAUGCACAAACACAGCAUCCAGACUGUUCAGUGGUACCCGUUGGACACGGGCAUCUUCACCUCCAGUGGAACUGAUAAACUAUUGAAAGUGUGGGACACUAACAGGCUUGUGCCUGCAGAUACGUUUGAGUUCAGCACUAUUGUAUACAGUCAUCACAUGUCUCCCAUCGCCACCAAACACAACCUGCUUGCUGUUGGCUGUCAAGGUUCAACGGUGAAGCUGGUAGAUCUGAAAGCUGGGUCGGCAACCCAUAUGCUCAAAGGACACAAGUCUUGUGUUAUGUCAGUCAAGUGGUCUACAAGGGAUGAGUUUAUUUUGGCAACAGGCAGUGCUGACAAUCGGGUCCUGCUGUGGGAUGUACGUACAGCCAAAGGGCACCUGAUGUCUCUAGAUCAACACAAUGGAGAAGCAGCGUCUUCAGUUGCCAGCUCCACAACAGCCCACGGUGGACGAGUGAAUGGCCUGAGUUUUACCCAUGAUGGCUUGUUUCUGGUGACAUUCGGCACAGACAAUAGGCUGCGUUUGUGGAACACAUAUACUGGAAAAAACUGCAUGGUGAAUUACGGCUCAAUAGAAAAUGACAGUAAGAAAAACGUCCAGAUUGGUCUGUCCCAAGGUGGCUGCCCGGAUGUGAUAUUUGUGCCAAGUGAUGGUAACAUUGACAUCUUAGAUCUUCAUAAAGGCGGCUACAUCAACACAUUGCGAGGGCAUUAUAACGUUGUGAACUGUUGUCUGUUUAACACUAACAGCCAUGAACUGUUCAGCGGAGGAAGUGACCGCAAUAUUCUGGUGUGGGUUCCCAACACAGACAGUGCAUAUGAUGAUCAUCUCAAGGAGGACUCUAAGAGCAAACAAGAUCCAAGUUUUGUGAAGAGAAUAGCAGCCACAGCUGACUCCUGGAGUAGUGAUGAAGAUGAAUGAUGAAGAUGAAUGAUGAACUUGUAUAAUUGGUUUGUCUUUUAAUUUAUUAUGAAGUUAUUUCGACUUGUUCUAUGCUUUGAUAAAAUCCUCAAAUGACAGCAAGAUGAUCAAAUACAGUGCCACUCUCAUCUUUUUCAUACAUCUAGAACAUAGUUAAGCACAUCUUAAUGAUAUUAUACAUUUUGACAUAAUACAUGCAUUAUAUAUUUUACUAAGUUUUUAUCAGAUGUUUGUGUUUCUAUUCACAAAGUGACAUACUUAAUACGAAAUAAAGAAACCUAAAUGACCUACCAGGGCUCCGUUUCACAAAGCGAUUGUAGCUCUAAAGUGAUCAUAACUCCCAUACUUUUACAAAAACUUAUGAUUGUUGUACUGCUACGAUCUUCCUGCACAAUGGGACCCUGAUGAAGUGAUUUGUAACUGUUCCAUUACAGUAGUUAUUUUUGACGGUACCUGUCUCUCAGGGUCAUUAAGUCUGUGACUGUCUUACUCAUCAUUCCAUUGCUUCAGCAUGUGUGACUCAUGUAUGUAUUUGCGACCAUCUGUGGAAACGUGCAGUGUUCUUGGACUUACCUUUCAGCAGGAGCUUUUCCUAUCGAAUGACAUUUAUCAAGUGAGAUCAAUAUCAUUUAUAGAUAUUUUGUAAAGAUACAUGUGGAAGAUCUACAUGGUAACAAAGAAGGUAAAGAUCAGAAAGUGAGUGCAUAACUUUUUAGUAAGUGUAUAUUUAAGGUGUACUGAGCAAUUAACUUACAGAACAUCACAUUAAAACUCCAAACUCAGAUUUACUUUCACAUGUAUAAAUUUUCCCUUUCAAAGUGUAUUUAUGCUAUUUAUCAUAAAUGUAUCUAAAUAAUUCUGUUCAAAGAACAAAAGGGAAAUCUCAAUGUUUCUGUUGUCUUAUCAGUAGUUUGCAGCAAAUGUGUUUCUACUAAAGAGACGAACUGCAAAUACAGCCAUUAUCCAGUAUUAAUGUAAAAAGUUUCAUUGAAGCAUAUGAUUGGUUGGAUUGUUGUUAAACGCCGCAGUCAACCGUAUUCCAAUUAUAUGGCGGCAGUCUGUAAAUAAUUGAGUCUGAACCAGACUAUCCAGUGAUCAACAGCAUGUGCUUCAAAUUACACAAUUGGGAUAUGAUGAUGUGUAAACCAAGUUAGCGAGAUUGACCACCUCACCUCUUAUGACAAGCAUGUGUUGCUGAAGACCAAUUCUAACCCGAUCUUCACGGGUCUGAAGCAUUUGACACAUUACCUGCUUUACACCCCUGAUGUUGUUCUGUAAUCAUGUGUACACACAAAGGGAUCAUGAUACCAUGACUGAUCCGUCACAUCAGUGAACAUGUCACUGACCCGGCAUAUGUGAAGCAUUAAAUGUUUUCACACAAAGUCUGUGUGGAAUGAUUGACUGACUGAUUGAUUGAUUGGUUGGUUGUUGUUUAAUGCACUGCCAGCUAUGGUAUACGGCAGCGGUCUGUAAAUAAUCGAGUCUGGCCCAGUCAAUUCAUU